This is a messenger RNA of Phodopus roborovskii (desert hamster), 3566 nucleotides long. It is a transcript of the gene Lpcat1, whose product is annotated as lysophosphatidylcholine acyltransferase 1. The coding region runs from base 149 to 1753 and encodes 534 amino acids. Lineage: Eukaryota; Metazoa; Chordata; Mammalia; Rodentia; Cricetidae. The transcript has 14 exons. Gene Ontology annotation, molecular function: calcium ion binding. The record is from RefSeq and is a predicted model, not a curated record.
UCCGGGCGGCCGCGCAUCCUCGGCCCUCUCCCGCGCGCUCUGCUAUCUCUGCCGCCUUCUGCUCCUCUGCGCUCGGUUCUGCUCCACUCCGCUGAGCUCCGUCGGCUGUGCUCCAUCUGCACCGCUCAGUGCUCAGGCGCGGGCCGCCAUGAGGCUGCGGGGCCGCGGCCCGCGGGCCGCCCCCUCCUCCAGCUCUGGAGCAGGCGACGCGCGGCGGCUAGCGCCCCCGGGGCGGAACCCCUUCGUGCACGAACUGCGGCUGAGCGCCCUGCAGAAGGCCCAGGUGGCUUUCAUGACGUUGACGCUGUUCCCCAUCCGGCUCCUGUUUGCUGCUUUUAUGAUGCUGCUGGCCUGGCCCUUUGCACUUGUGGCCUCCCUGGGACCGCCCGAUAAGGAGCCAGAGCAGCCCAUGGCCUUGUGGAGGAAGGUCGUGGACUUCCUGCUCAAGGCCAUCAUGCGUACCAUGUGGUUUGCUGGUGGCUUCCACCGAGUGGCUGUGAAGGGGCGGCAGGCCCUGCCUGCGGAGGCUGCUAUCCUCACACUCGCGCCACAUUCCUCCUACUUUGAUGCCAUCCCCGUCACCAUGACCAUGUCCUCCAUUGUGAUGAAGGCGGAGAGCAGAGACAUCCCAAUCUGGGGAACUCUGAUAAGGUACAUUCGACCUGUGUUCGUGUCUCGAUCUGACCAAGACUCUCGAAGAAAAACAGUGGAAGAGAUCAAGCGACGGGCACAGUCAGAUGGAAAGUGGCCUCAGAUAAUGAUUUUUCCGGAAGGAACAUGUACAAAUAGGACCUGUCUCAUUACCUUCAAACCUGGUGCAUUUAUUCCUGGAGUUCCUGUCCAGCCUGUGGUGCUACGCUACCCAAACAAACUGGAUACCAUCACAUGGACGUGGCAAGGACCUGGAGCGUUGAAAAUCCUGUGGCUCACUCUGUGUCAGUUUCAGAACCAAGUGGAAAUUGAGUUCCUGCCCGUGUAUUGCCCAUCUGAGGAGGAGAAGAGGAAUCCUGCCUUGUAUGCCAGCAAUGUGAGGCGUGUCAUGGCCAAGGCCCUGGGUGUCUCGGUAACCGACUACACAUUUGAGGAUUGCCAGCUGGCUUUGGCAGAAGGACAACUCCGCUUGCCUGCUGACACCUGUCUGCUAGAGUUUGCCAGGCUCGUGAGGGGCCUUGGACUGAAACCAGAAAAUCUUGAAAAAGAUCUAGACAAAUACUCAGAGAGUGCUAGGAUGAAGAGAGGACAGAAGAUUGGGCUCCCAGAGUUCGCAGCCUACUUGGAGGUUCCCGUCUCAGAUGCGCUAGAGGACAUGUUCUCACUGUUUGAUGAGAGUGGCGAUGCUGAGAUAGACCUCCGUGAGUAUGUGGUCGCCCUAUCUGUGGUGUGCAGGCCGUCCCAGACCCUAGCCACCAUCCAGCUGGCAUUCAAGAUGUAUGGAUCUCCUGAGGAUGGCAGCAUAGAUGAGACCAACCUGUCCUGCAUCCUCAAGACUGCCCUGGGUGUAUCAGAAUUAACAGUGACUGACUUGUUCCGGGCUAUUGACCAAGAGGAGAAGGGAAGAAUAACAUUUGAUGACUUCUGUAAGUUUGCAGAAAUGUACCCCGACUUCGCGGAGGACUAUUUGUACCCUGACCAGACACAUUUCGACAACUGUGCACAAACACCCCCAGCACCAACUCCCAAUGGCUUCUGCAUUGACUUCAGCCCUGAAAACUCAGACUUUGGGAGAAAGAAUUUUUGUAAGAAAGUGGACUAGAAUGGAAGAUUCUGGAGGGACGAGGUCCCUCUUGCAUCACCACCUGCCUCCAGUGGUCUGGAGCCUGUUUGUGUAUCUACGUUUCCCUGUCUUGUCAUGCCAUCUCUGUAUGUUUGCAGACCCGUAGUCCGAAAGACUUGUGAUGUGUUUAUUUUCUGUCUCAGGGCCCAGCUGGGCAUUUGCAGGGAAGCUGUGUGCAUACCCCACCUGCCCAUUGCAGGCAGGCAGGCAGGCAGGCAGGCAGGCAGGCAGGCGGGUGCUCCGGGCCUCCCUGUGGGGCAGGACUCCACAGGCUGAGUGGGCACAGGCAUGGAUGGCUGUGUGCUCACCUAGAAUUUGCUGGUCUUGAGUUUGUCAGUCUUUUUCCCUCAUUGUCUGUAUGGUGUGCACAGUGCAAGGCGUCUGCACACACCUGUCCUGGAGCAGUCACCUUGUCCUGAGUCAGUGCCUCUGCCAUCUCUGGCUCACACGUGAUGGGGCAUCAUCCGAUUGUAAGUGUUUCUGUGUCCAUGCAGGACCUCAUGACUAUUUUAUAAACCUCACUUGGGUACUUUGGAAAACAUUCAACAUUUUUUUAAAAAAGAAAAUUGGUUUUCUACUUCAUUUUUCGUGUUAACAUACAGAUAUUUAUUUCCAGACUUGUUCUUGAUAGACUUUGAGGUUGUCUCGGGUGGCCACAGUUUAAAGGCUCUCUCUGCCCUCCUCCUUAUUUAGGUCCAUGGGAGGGACAUUUAGCCACAAAGACUAUCUCCAGGAUGCUUUCCUUAAGCCUUCCUGAAUCCCCAUCUUUUUUUAUAAGCAUUGCCAGUUUGGUAUUUCAGUUUCCACAUAACAAAAUCUACUUCAUGUAAAUGGUGAAAGCAUUGAAUGUGAGUAAAGAAUCGAGCAGAGGAAAAGAACGGAAAGCUGUCCCCUUGCCUUUAUGAUGUCAUUCUUGCUCUCGGAGCAGACAGACUGACAUUGGCCAGGAGGCCCUGUCCUCCGCACCAGUUACCAUGGUGACAGCUGCAGGGGACAGACUGCACAGUUUGCUGUGCUUGGCCCCCCAUGAAGUCAGGCAGGCAGAGGGCCCAGACUGUCACCUGAGGCAUUGCCUGGUUUCAUGGAGUUUUGUUUGUUUUUUGCUUUUGACAAACUCAUCCUAAAAGCACAACAGAGACCGUAGUUUUAGUUUGUUUCAUAAGCAAUGAUUGCUUUGGAAUUUUGUUUUUACUCCUAAAUUAGAUUUUACAUUCGAGGCAUUACUGUAGAAAAAUGACCACCAGGCUUUUUAAGUGCAGGAACAGGUGUGUACUAACUUUCUCAGAGAAAGUGUUAGUGUGUGCUUCCCCAAGAGAAAUACAUAAACAGAACCCCUCGACCUCAGCCACACAGCACCACACUGCCGCAGGAUGGGCAGAGAGCUUGGUUUCUGGGCUCUUAGCUUGUUAGGUUUGAAUGAAAUGUGAACACAGCCUUUGUAGCCGACCAGUUGGUUUUUAUAAUUAUAGAGUACAAAUUUUCAGAAGAGAAAAGCCACUAAAAGGCCAAUGAAGGAGACUAAUGAACUAAGAUGUCCCGAGGCUGGGGCUCUGCCCCACCAUCUGCAAGUGAAGGAUUCCCAUGGAAUGCCAUUGGGCAUGUGAGGAGAUCCCGAGCAGACCUGGGGCGGAUGUUCAUUCUCCGGAUUACUCUUGCUAGUACCUUCAGUCCGCGCGUCAGAACUGUGAAUGUACUUAGCGGGCAGGGGCAGUGGCGGUGCCCGCCCUGCCCGCAGGCUCCUUUGGGGUGCGGUCUUCAGGUUUUCAGUGAAAUAAACACAAUACAUUGUAAA